UAAGAAGGGACGCUAACGGUAUCUCAGACGAGACAACAGUGUUAAAAUGCUUGUAAAACAGAUAUAUUUGUUUAAUUUAUGCAUCCUGAUGCAGUUCAUUGGAACAGCUGCGGCCUCCAGAGAGUGGGCAGUUUGGUACAAGUCCGAACAAUAUUGCGUAUUUAAAGGUUCUUCUGUGGAUUUCGGCUGCACAUACAACUACCCAGCUGGCUACAGGGUUAAAAUCCUCAAGUGGAUCAAGCAAGAACAAAAGCACAUAAAACUUGUUUACCACUCGGACCCUGAGCAGGUAGAUUUAUCGUACAGAAGAAGAACUGAGUUGGCUAAUGAAGACAAGAACUGCACCCUUAGACUGCACAAUGUUUCUGAGAGUGACGUGGGGAAAUACUUCUUCCGCUUUUAUACAGGAUGGGCAGGCUCAGAAGGAACAUACUUAAAUGUAGCAGUUCUACCCUUUAGAGUGAGACUGAUUACCAAUAGGACGGACAGCUUCACCCAGGAAGGGGACAAGGUGAAUCUGACCUGUGAGACUAAAAAUUGUACCCCCUCAGGAGUACAGAUCACCUGGUUUAAGAAUGGGGUCCCGCUUCCUCUGAUCAAAUCGUGGGAACUCAGAUUCAACCCAGUCUCUCCCAGUGACUCUGGCAACUACUCCUGCGGCCUGAAUUACAGCGACAGCUCAACAGCACCUCAGUUUCUGCUUGACGUGAGAUACAGUCCAAGGAAUGUUUCUCUCACUGCACAUCCAGACAGACUCAUUCAUAGUGGAAAUACAUUGACUCUGAUCUGCGAGAGCAGCGCUAACCCUUGUGCUAACACAUACUCCUUGUUUAAAAUGAAUGGAACAGAUGUGUUUCAGAUAGGAUGGGGUCAUAAUUACACUGUCCCAGCUGUCGGUCCUGGGGACAGUGGACAGUACUUCUGCCUGGCUCAAAAUGCUCUGGGAUCGCAAAACUCUACAGUGAUUUCUAUAAGAGUACAAGAUUCCAAAGAUCCUGAUCACUUGCUGUUUGUGCGAGCUGCACUGGGAGCACUGUUAUUUGCAGCCAUUGUAACAGUGACCCUCUUUUAUCUCACAAAGAGGAGGAAACAGUCUUCAUCUGCCAUCAACGACGCUGCUGAAAACCUGUCAAAUGCAGACUGCACUCCAGGGCUGGAGUCCAGCCAAUGCACUGGAUCUCUACACAACUUACAAGUAAAGCUGUUUUUUAUCUGCUAUUCUUGCUUAUCAGUCUUUGACAACAUCCUGCCCCAUAGUUCAAUGCAUUCCCAUGCAUAUUGCAACAUAAGAUGAAUUUGCGUAAAGCAGCGGUUCCUGACUGUGAUUGUGGAGAACCCUGCGCAUUAUAGUUGCGGAAUGGGAAACACUGACAGGUAGUGGACAGCAGAGGUACUGCAGACUUGAUUGGAAAUGUGACUUUUUUUCUAAUAUUCAAUCAAAAUACAGUGCACAGCAGAUUAAAUUUAAUGUAUUUUUAAACAGAUAGCCAAGUUAAAUAUGCUUCCUUGCUGUUAAUGCAAAUUUCAAUAUUAUAAUGAGUUUCCCUGAUAAUGUUUGAAAAUAAAUAAAAAGGAAGUUCUCAGAUACAUAAAUAAUACAGCUUCUUCAAACUGUCAACACACAUGGCCGUUACUGUUAAAAGUAGGGUGGCUGUGCAGAGAACCUUAGAGGGGUCUCAAAAUUAAAAAAAGAGGUGCAUGGAUCAGGGAUUUUACAUAGCGUAACCUGUUUAAAAUGCUUAAAAAUUCUAGACAAUUCUAUUUCAUUGUGCACAUAACUUUACAAUUUCCUACACAGUCAUUGAUGGAUGGGUGAAAAAUGAUGUGAACAACUGGUGUCAUCCACAAGCUGCACCAUACCAGAAAGGAGUUUGAAAUGCAGGCCAGGAGAUAAUGUGACCAAGUACAAGCUUUCUGAUGGUUUAUUUAUACUCCUCUAUUCAUUUAAUUACAAUUAAAUGGUUAAUAAUAUGUAUCAUGUCAUCAUAAAUUAAGGGAAAUUGUUUUGUUGCCCUGAGGCAACAUUGCGAAAUAGAGGGUUAAUGCUUAAUUUGUUUCCUAGGAAAAGUACACUUUACCGAAGAGUAUACUUUUGAUUGGUUAAUGUUCAUUCUUAUCACAGGAGCUGAAAGCUUAAAAAUGUAAUUAAACAAGGUAAUCAACAUCAUGGACACAAUGUAAAAGAUCGGUUUUGGUGAUAAGAAUAGGUUUGAGGAGAGGCAAGCAGCAAGAACUUGUUAGAACAGGGGUAUUAAUUUCAGUAAUGGUAGUCUAGUACAUGGUGAUAUCACUGCUUAAAUACAA
Messenger RNA from Colossoma macropomum (tambaqui), 2304 nucleotides. RefSeq names its product cd22 molecule (gene cd22). The record is from RefSeq and is a predicted model, not a curated record. NCBI's taxonomy places the organism in Eukaryota, Metazoa, Chordata, Actinopteri, Characiformes, Serrasalmidae. The coding region runs from base 47 to 1294 and encodes 415 amino acids. The transcript is spliced from 6 exons.